CCACGGCCGACCUACUUGUAGCGUCCCGGAUCACAAGUGCGCAUCAUGAGACCCUUAGUUAUUGCUUUUGUGGUAUUUGCCGGGACUGUCUAUUCAAAUAUGGCUCUUAUUGAAAAAUUGCAUAAUACUGGGCUCGCUAAAAACCCUCUUCAUAUUAGGGCUCUUCACAAACGAGAUAUUGAUAAGAGCGACAAUUCAGCGGAAAAUUUUUACAACUUCAUAGAAGAAAAAUUAAUGCAUCAAAAUCAAGCGUUGGAACAUUUGAUCACAUCUGUAGACAAUACUGGCGAUAUGAUCAAGAAACUAAUAGACAACUUAAGCAAGGGUCUUGAAAAACCAAAAAUGCCGACUAAAGCCGAACCAGAAAAGGUAUCAAAACAAAAAGUGAAUAUUAAUGCGAAUGAUCAUCCUAUAGUUAAACUUGGAAAGAAUAUUCCAAAGUAUGGCAGGCUAGCCAAAGACUUGCUCAUGAAGGAGGUCAUCAGUAGUACGGAUCCAACUCCCAUUAUUGAAGUAAAACCCACACCUUCCACGCCUGGAUCACGAAGAUUGCUUGAUGAUUCUACGGUUGGAUCGGAUCAGCAAAAUGAGGAACAUAAAGUUAAUCCCUGGUGUCCAAUAGCUUUACUUUGCCAAAAGAAAGAUGAUCCUGUUUGUGGAUUUGACGAAGAAUUUGGUUACGGUCGCUUCGAAGAUUUUUGUCAUUUACUACGCGUCAAUUGUUAUUGGAAAUAUAAUUUCUCCGUCGUUUCUUCGUGCCAACCGAAAUUAUGAGAUCAAAAGUAUUGUUAAUUGUAAUUAAUUAUAAAUUUUAGUUUUAGAAUAAAUUCAAGUGGUAUAUGAUUUCUUCUGUUCUUAUGUUCAUUAAGUAAAACAUUGGUUUACGUAUGAGAAGAAUUUUUAUAACAGCGGUACAUGUCU
Molecule: messenger RNA, 921 nt
Organism: Spodoptera litura
Lineage: Eukaryota; Metazoa; Arthropoda; Insecta; Lepidoptera; Noctuidae
Source: RefSeq, a predicted model, not a curated record